CCCGCUCUACUUUCGUUUUACAGGAUGGUGAAAAUAGCUUUACAGAUAAAAGCUGAUUUGGAGAAUUUGACAAAUUUUCGAGCGGAAGGAGAAGACUUCCGAUGGUACUUGCGGUUGAAGUGUUGCAACUGCAAUGAAGAAACAACAGAAUUCCAGUACCUAAGUCUAGCUGAGAACACACCGGUAAAAGGGGGAAGAGGCCAUGCUAGUCUAGUGAUGAAAUGUAAACUGUGCCAUAGAGAAAACCAUAUAGACAUAAUGAGAGACUCGUUAAAGCCAUAUUGUGAGACAGACAGUGGGAAGUUUGCGACAGUGGUUGUGUUUGAUUGCAGAGGACUAGAACCAAUAGACUUCUCACCACGAGCAGGAUUCGUAGCAGAGGGAGCAGAAUCUGGGACACCGUUUACAGAAAUAGCUUUCAAUGAAGGGGAUCCAGAUUGGGUGGACUAUGAUGCACAAGCUAACCAGUCUGUGGGAGUGUAUAACAUUCAGCACAGAUUUGAGGUGGUCAAAUAGAACUUUUUUUAACCGGUGUUUUAGUAUACGCAUAAUAAAAGUACAUGGAGCAAUUCUCA
This is a messenger RNA of Saccostrea echinata, 575 nucleotides long. Its product is annotated as CXXC motif containing zinc binding protein-like. Gene Ontology annotation, molecular function: zinc ion binding. The transcript has 7 exons. The record is from RefSeq and is a predicted model, not a curated record. Bases 25 to 516 code for a protein of 163 amino acids. Lineage: Eukaryota; Metazoa; Mollusca; Bivalvia; Ostreida; Ostreidae.